AUGAGGCACACCUUCCACAAGAUUAGUCAACCCGACCUUCCUAUCCGUCUGGACUCUUUAUUGGGCGCUACGGUACCGACCGAGAGGGCAGUGGAAUGUUCUUUGAAACCCAGCACAUUCCAUCAUUCGUCGGAGGUAUCGGUCCAACGCAAAGAGCCAAAAGGGCUUGCCUUGGGAGGUUUCGAGAGUCUGUGGGGCUUAAGAGGCAAGCGAGGACACAUCGAUUGGUAG
Molecule: messenger RNA, 231 nt
Organism: Coprinopsis cinerea okayama7#130
Lineage: Eukaryota; Fungi; Basidiomycota; Agaricomycetes; Agaricales; Psathyrellaceae
Exons: 3
Coding region: 1-231 (76 amino acids)
Source: RefSeq, a predicted model, not a curated record